Messenger RNA from Cephus cinctus (wheat stem sawfly), 1593 nucleotides. Its product is annotated as multiple coagulation factor deficiency protein 2 homolog. The transcript is spliced from 4 exons. NCBI's taxonomy places the organism in Eukaryota, Metazoa, Arthropoda, Insecta, Hymenoptera, Cephidae. The coding region runs from base 273 to 827 and encodes 184 amino acids. The record is from RefSeq and is a predicted model, not a curated record. Gene Ontology annotation, molecular function: calcium ion binding.
UUUUACGUCCACGUCAGUAGAAUAGUGCUGUUUAAACAUAUAGGUUGCAGUUAGUUUCUCGACGUGUAUUACGGUGGCUAUAGUGUCUGUUGUGGAUCAAAUCAGAGGAACGUUAUUCUGUGAUUUGUAACAUAAAGAAGAUAAUUGUGUAAAAUACUUUGGCUGAAACGACCUUAGCUGCAAAUAUAGUGUGCACUUUAUGAGGUUUUAAUCAUAUUUAUUACUAUAAAUAUACUUUGUUAUUGUGAACAUUUCAGACUGGGCAAGGCAAAAUGUAUUGGAUAUUGUGGAUUUUUAUUAUUGGUGCAAGUAGUUGUCAAUUUGUUGAUGCUCAAGGUCAUAGAGUUGCUCCUGGUGUACAUCCACAACAUUACCAACAGCAAUUCCCUUCUCAACAAAUGCAUCAUGUUCCGCAACAUCAAGUUCCCCAGCAGCAAUAUCAACAGGUGCAGCAACAGCAAGUUCCUGUACAACAACAAGGACAUGACCAUGUACAUCCCCAACAGUUGCUAAGUGCUGCAAAUAUUGCUCAGGAGAAAGCGCACAUAGCUGAACACUUGGACGUGCCAAUGGAUACAAGUAAAAUGUCAGAGCAGGAAUUACAGUUCCAUUACUUUAAGAUGCAUGAUGCAGAUAACAACAACAAAUUAGAUGGUUGUGAACUCAUUAAAUCCCUUAUUCAUUGGCAUGGAACUAGUGUUGUCGCUGGUGUGGACGGUUAUGAAGAUCACGAAUUGGAAUUCUUGGUGGAUAAGAUUUUGAAAGAAGUGGAUACUGAUUUUGAUGGGCAGAUCAACUGGACCGAAUAUUCCUUUAACCUAUGCUAAGUUAAAUGACCAAAUUCUUCAUCAGUUUGAGGGAUGAAUAUUAGAAUGAAUGCAAUACGAAGAGAUUUUUAUUAUCGAAUUUUAUUAUCGAAUACUGUGUCGUGUUCGAUAUCCUCUAUUUCUUUUGCUUUAUUAAGCGGGAGAUAUGUCUUACAACCAAUGGGGCAAUGCUAUAUAUUUUAAAAAUACUACAAUAUAUGCAACGUUCAUUAUUUUUAAUCGAUCAAGUACUUUUUUCUCUUUACAUGACUACUACAUAUAGCUUCUCAUUCUGUACAUGAAUUAUUCUCUAACACUCUACUUUUUAAAAGUGUUGUCUUAUUUAAGCUAGACAUAUUCAUUUGUGACUAACCUCUAUUGAUUCACUUUUAAAAACUUUUUUAAUACAUAUGUUAAUCGAGAUUUGUAAUACCGUGCAUAUCACGCAUUUUAUAUAAAACACACAAAACUAAGUCAGUGGGAAUUAAUAUUUUUUAAAAGAGAAACAAAUUCUUGUAUCUUAAUAUCAAUAUCUAAUUGAAGUGUUAAGAUAAUUACUGGGCUGCACACUAGUCAAAUUAGGACUAAAUUUAUAUAAUGAAUUUUACAAAGUUAAAUGUAUUAAUUAACAGUAGGGAAAAGCGAUUUGUAUUACAGCACGUAUGCUUCAUCUAAAGAAAUAUUAAUAGCAAUGUAUUUGCUAGAGCAUUAAGUGAUCAAUGCUAGUUUCCAUAAAGGUACAUUUUUGUCAAGUUUUUUCAAAGAAUAAAUCAUAAUUUUUUACCGA